UUUGUCAUUUCGAAUUUGUCAAAGUGAAAAGGUAUAUACCUAAACAAUUUUCAUUGUUUUUUCUACUGCGAAUAUUACUCGAACCACGAUUACUCGAUUAAUCGAUUAUUGCUAAUUUGGAGAAAGCAAAUAAAGGAAAGCAAAAAGAUGCCAUCGAACAACGCUGGAAGCUGUUUGGACAAGAUUUUGGCUGAUGUCAGUAAACAAUCGGCGACAAAACAAAUCCUAAUUGGUGCUGCCUCUGGAUGGGUAACUGGUUUUGCUUCGGCAAAAGUUGGUCGUUUGGCAGCAUUUACAAUUGGUGGCGCAAUCAUUUUGUUAGAAGUAGCAAAUGAACAAGGAAUCAUAAAAAUCGAUUGGAGCCGACUUUAUCGGAAGGUUGAUGAAGCCGGUGACAAAGUGCAGGAAAAACUUACGGGAGAGGGACCAAAAUGGAUGGAAAAGGCCGAACGUUAUGUUGAUCGCAAACUCGACCAAGCCGAAAGCACAUUGAAGAAAAACCAGAAGAAAGCUAAGAAAUGGUACGCAGCAUUCAUUGGAGACGACAGUGGGCCGAAAAUUAACAAUUUGCACAUAUUUUUGGUUGGGUUUACUGGAGGUGUUGCCAUUGGACUGGCUAGUGUUUAAACUUGAUUAGUAUUCGUGAAGUUCAUAAAAACAAGAAUGUUUACACAGCGUAGUGACUAACUAUAUACAUUUUACAUUUACAAUGGAUCGUUCAAAAUGCACGGCACAACAAAUUUUUAAAACAAACCAAUAUUGGCAAUGAGAUUGAAUGAAAUUUUAUGGCUGAUACUAUUUCGAAGAUCUGAAGCCCACCACCAAAGCAUGUUUCAAUUUCAACAUAUUACUCAAAUACUUGCACAAUUUGAAAUAUGCUUUGCUAUUGUGUUGGCCAUUUUGUGCUUCGCAAAUAAAACAUAAGUAUUAUUCUUUAGUCACUUAAAUUAUAACAACAGACGAAUAAAGUAUACAAUGAUGAACAUAGAAA
This is a messenger RNA of Contarinia nasturtii (swede midge), 991 nucleotides long. Its product is annotated as FUN14 domain-containing protein 1. The record is from RefSeq and is a predicted model, not a curated record. The coding region runs from base 148 to 627 and encodes 159 amino acids. NCBI's taxonomy places the organism in Eukaryota, Metazoa, Arthropoda, Insecta, Diptera, Cecidomyiidae. The transcript has 4 exons. Gene Ontology annotation, biological process: autophagy of mitochondrion. Gene Ontology annotation, cellular component: mitochondrial outer membrane.